Molecule: messenger RNA, 993 nt
Organism: Kazachstania africana CBS 2517
Lineage: Eukaryota; Fungi; Ascomycota; Saccharomycetes; Saccharomycetales; Saccharomycetaceae
Gene: UNG1
Product: uracil-DNA glycosylase
Exons: 1
Coding region: 1-993 (330 amino acids)
Biological process (GO): base-excision repair; base-excision repair, AP site formation via deaminated base removal
Cellular component (GO): mitochondrion; nucleus
Molecular function (GO): uracil DNA N-glycosylase activity
Source: RefSeq, a predicted model, not a curated record
AUGACCAGUUCUGCAGCGGGCAAGAGGAAACAAACGACAAUUCAAGAUUUUUUUGGAGUGGGUAAAAAGGCAAAGACUGUCGAGACGACCGCUACGUCAAGUCUUAAAGUAAAAGAACCUAGCGCGUCACGUACAUUGGUAACUGAGAAUGGCAAGGAAAAUAUGGGCUCCUCGCCUUUUAAAGAGGUAUUCAAAGAAAAGCUGACAGACGAACAAAGGCUAUUAUUAAGUUUAGAAAUUACCACGCUUGAAGAUCAAUGGUUUGAAAAACUUUCCAAAGAAUUCACGAAACCCUACUUUAUUCAAAUAAAAAAGUUUCUUGCCAAGGAGGCACAAUCCUCAAAAAUCUUCCCUCCUCCUGAAAAUGUUUACUCAUGGUCGAGAUUGACCCCAUUCAAUGAUGUAAAAGUUGUAAUUAUUGGACAAGAUCCAUAUCAUAAUCAUAAUCAGGCUCACGGCUUAGCAUUCAGUGUUCAGAAGCCUACUCCUCCACCUCCAUCUCUAAAAAACAUUUACAAAGAGUUGUCGAGUAACUAUGAGGACUUUCAAAUUGAUCAUAAAUUUGGUGAUUUGACUAAUUGGUCGAAACAAGGUGUCUUGCUGUUGAAUACUGCAUUAACUGUGAAAGCACAUAAUGCAAAUUCUCAUUCAAAAUGUGGAUGGCAUGAAUUUACAAAGAAGAUUGUAGAAAUACUAAUUAAUGAAAGGAAAUCGACUGGUAAGAGCCUCGUGUUUUUAUUGUGGGGUAACAAUGCAAUUAAGUUGAUUGAAAAUCUAUUACAUCACACCACUCAGGAAAAUAUACUUGUCCUGAAGUCAGUUCAUCCUUCUCCUUUAAGUGCUAGUAGGGGUUUCUUCGGAAACAAUCAUUUUAGAAUGAUAAAUGACUGGUUAUAUGAUAAGAGGCAUGAAAAGAUGAUCGAUUGGAGUGUUGUUCCUGGGUCGUUUAUCGAAGAAGUUCAGGAAAAGAAUUCAAAACUUGAUUCGAAAUAA